AUGCCGGGAGCGCGCAGUGGCGGCAGCAGCGGCGGCGGCGGCGACGGCAGUAACAGCGGCGACUUCGGCGAGGACGCCAGCGGGGCGGUGACCGCGUGGGAGGUGGUCUCACUCUUGGGGAAACUCCUGGGCACCGUCGCCGCGCUGAAGGUGGUUCUGUACCUGCUCCGGGUGUGCUUAGCGAUGGCCUGGAAAUCCGGCGGCGCCAGCCACUCGGAGCUAAUCCACAAUCUCCGCAAAAAUGGAAUCAUCAAGACAGAGAAAGUAUUUGAAGUGAUGCUGGCCACUGACCGCUCCCACUAUGCAAAAUGUAACCCUUAUAUGGAUUCUCCACAAUCAAUAGGUUUCCAAGCAACAAUCAGCGCUCCACACAUGCAUGCCUACGCACUAGAACUUCUUUUUGAUCAAUUGCACGAAGGAGCUAAAGCUCUGGAUGUAGGGUCUGGAAGCGGAAUCCUCACUGCAUGUUUUGCACGUAUGGUUGGUCAUAGUGGAAAAGUCAUAGGAAUUGAUCACAUUAAAGAGCUAGUAGAUGACUCAAUAAAUAAUGUCCGAAAGGAUGAUUCAACACUGUUAUCUUCAGGGAGAGUGCAGCUAGUUGUGGGUGAUGGAAGAAUGGGAUAUGCUGAAGAAGCUCCUUAUGAUGCUAUUCACGUGGGAGCGGCAGCCCCAGUUGUGCCCCAGGCACUAAUAGACCAGUUAAAGCCUGGUGGAAGAUUGAUAUUACCAGUGGGUCCGGCAGGUGGAAACCAAAUGUUGGAGCAGUAUGACAAGCUACAAGAUGGCAGUGUCAAAAUGAAGCCUCUGAUGGGGGUGAUUUAUGUGCCUUUAACAGAUAAGGAAAAGCAGUGGUCCAGGUGGAAGUGAUUUUCUCUUCUGCUCUUUCUUCUUCCACACUUGCAAGGGACGAACUGUAAAAGCAACAUCAGCUUGACCGAUCUAUAAUAUUACAGACGAUUGCUCAUCUCAGUCCUUAAAGCUUUUUGGAAACCAACGGCAUCACAGCUUGUUUUGGACUUUGUUACACUCUUAUUUUCAGCAUGAAAAUGUGUGGUUUUGUAAGGUUUUCUAAUUCUUCAAAGAGGCACAGAACCAAACUGGUAUAGGAAAGAUGCAGAGUAUAAUUAGUAAUUGCUUUAACAUGCCCAUGUUUUACUAUAAUAAUAUGAAAAGAAAGGGUUCUGCAAAGUGGAAAGCUUAGUUUAUGAAUUUAUUUUGAGAAGUGGCUUUUCUUUUGUUGGACGUUUAAUUCUGUUCCAGUAUUAAUUUAUCAGAUUUCUUUUGUGCAUCAGAUAACAAUAUCACUCACAAGUUAAAAUUCUUGAUAUUUGGAUGUCUGUUAGAUGCUACUAAGAAACUAGAGAUGAGCUUUCUCUUUAAAGCUUUUGAUGUGGUGUCAUAGAAUAGCAUGUGGUAGAUACAAUCAGCUGCUUUGUUACCUUAAAACUAGGCAUUUUGUAAAUAUUGAAACUUAAGCAGAUGUCAGGUGAUGUCCUAUAAACCUAGCUGUUCAGAUUGGACAUAACUGACAUAGUUUUUCUUUUCUCUCUAAAAAUGACAGGAGACGAGAGUCAGUCCUUUUUUCUGUUUCUAGUUUGCUGCUGAUAAUGUAUAUGAAUCUAACAUGCUGUGUAAGCUGUGUGCUAGUUUCUGCACAGUUUAUGCAGUGCUGCUUUGCCAAAUAAAGUAAAAAGCAAAAGA
Dipodomys spectabilis (banner-tailed kangaroo rat) is the source of this 1701-nucleotide messenger RNA. RefSeq names its product protein-L-isoaspartate (D-aspartate) O-methyltransferase (gene Pcmt1). NCBI's taxonomy places the organism in Eukaryota, Metazoa, Chordata, Mammalia, Rodentia, Heteromyidae. Gene Ontology annotation, cellular component: cytoplasm. The coding region runs from base 1 to 867 and encodes 288 amino acids. The record is from RefSeq and is a predicted model, not a curated record. Gene Ontology annotation, biological process: protein modification process. The transcript has 8 exons. Gene Ontology annotation, molecular function: protein-L-isoaspartate (D-aspartate) O-methyltransferase activity.